This is a messenger RNA of Lipotes vexillifer (Yangtze River dolphin), 709 nucleotides long. It is a transcript of the gene CHMP1B, whose product is annotated as charged multivesicular body protein 1B. The transcript has a single exon. The coding region runs from base 110 to 709 and encodes 199 amino acids. Lineage: Eukaryota; Metazoa; Chordata; Mammalia; Artiodactyla; Lipotidae. Gene Ontology annotation, biological process: vacuolar transport. The record is from RefSeq and is a predicted model, not a curated record.
GGAAGUGGGACCAAAACAAAGGAGCGGCGACCGGGAGCGGUCUUUCUUUUCCUACCUCCUCCGGCUUCCACCUCGGCCCCGGCCGCCGACCCCCGGGAGCCGUCCGAUCAUGUCCAACAUGGAGAAACACCUGUUCAACCUAAAGUUCGCGGCCAAAGAACUGGGCAGGAGUGCCAAAAAAUGCGACAAGGAGGAAAAGGCCGAAAAGGCCAAGAUUAAAAAGGCCAUUCAGAAGGGCAACAUGGAAGUUGCGAGGAUUCACGCCGAGAACGCGAUUCGCCAGAAGAACCAGGCGGUGAAUUUCCUGAGGAUGAGCGCGCGGGUGGACGCGGUGGCCGCCAGGGUCCAGACGGCCGUGACGAUGGGCAAGGUGACCAAGUCGAUGGCCGGUGUGGUUAAGUCGAUGGACGCGACGUUGAAGACCAUGAAUCUCGAGAAGAUCUCCGCCCUGAUGGACAAGUUCGAGCACCAGUUCGAGACGCUGGACGUGCAGACGCAACAGAUGGAGGACACGAUGAGCAGCACGACGACGCUGACCACUCCCCAGGGCCAGGUGGAUAUGCUGCUGCAGGAAAUGGCAGACGAGGCCGGCCUCGACCUCAACAUGGAGCUGCCGCAGGGCCAGACCGGCUCCGUGGGCACGAGCGUGGCCUCGGCCGAGCAGGACGAACUGUCCCAGAGGCUGGCCCGCCUGCGGGACCAAGUGUGA